AUGACAACCAAGGCUUCAGCACAAACCUUGGAGAAAGAUGAAGUCCAGGAGCAAAAUAUCGAGGACACGCACGUUCGUGCCCAGCUUGCUGCUCAAUCCAUUGCGUUCGAGAAAAGCCUGACCUUCUGGCAAGCCCUGACCCUUUACUGGCGGUCUUCCUUAUGGGUCUUGUACGGAUUGCUGCUCGCUUUCAACUAUGGCAUGGAUGGAAUCAUCGCCGGCUACCAAGUCUCGGUACCCAAGUUUCGGGAAGACUACGGGACACCCUACCCGACCGGCACCGGCGUGUACUACAUCAUCCCGGGCAGGUGGCUUUCCAUCUUCAGCGGUGUCUCGCAAGCAUGCGGCAUUUUGGGAUCCAUCCUCGCCGGAUGGCUUGCCGACAAGAUCGGUCGGAGAUAUGCCAAUGCCAUCUCGUGUGUCAUAUCGUUGGCCGGAGUCUGCGUGCAAUAUUGGUCCAAGGGCUCCCUAGGUGUUCUCUGCGUGGGCAAAGCAAUCAACGGCAUUCCCUGUGGCAUGUGGCUUGUCUUGAGUCCAUUGUAUGCCUCGGAGGUGUCAUGUCUCCGCCUCCGGGGUGUGCUGAGCGCCCUGACCAAUACCAUCCUCUUGGCUGGCGUGUUCCUCUUCACGGGAGUCAUGUAUCAUCUCGGCGCACUCCCAUACCGGUCUUCAUACAUGAUUCCCUUUGCGUGCCAAUGGAUCGUGCCAGGCAUCGUGUUGUUGACGUUCUGGUUCUGGCCAGAAUCUCCGGUCUGGCUGGCCAGGAUGGGCAAGCGAGAAGCUGCCAUCAAGAGUCUCGACAGACUACAUGGUCGCCAUAGCAAGAUCGACAAGACGGCGCUCCUGGCGCAGAUCGAAGAGACUUUGGACAUGGAGAGAACGAUGAACAGCCGAAGCGCACAAGAUAGUAACAGUUAUUUGGAAGCCUUCUCGAAAUCUCAUCGACGCCGGACAGUGAUCGUCAUGUUCGUGUAUUGUUGUCAGUAUCUAUCCGGAAAUACCUUUGUCAUCGGCUAUCAGGCGUAUUUCUAUCAACUCAUCGGGUAUUCGACGCAAAAGUCUCUUCUUCUCGGAUUGCUUCACACCAGUUUCCUGUUUGUCACCAACAUAAUCGCUUGGUGUGUCAUCGCCAAAGUUCGACGGAGGCCCCUGAUUGUGUGGGGACAAUUUCUCGCGGCCAUUUGCCUCUUUCUUAUCGGUGGACUGUCCGUCGUCGGGACCCCCGCGGCGUACCGUGGAGUUGUCGGGCUGAUGUUCAUCUGGGGAUUCUUGUACGAGAUCUCCCUGGCGACAGUGGGAUGGACCGUCGGAAGCGAGAUACCGGCGCUCCGCAUGCGAUCUCGCACCCAAGGUCUGGGGAACGUGGUUUUGAGCUUCACGAGUUGGGUGACGGCCUUCAUAUUCCCAUACGUGUUCAAUCCCGACACGGGCAAUCUCGUCGGUAAAGUCGGCUUCGUCUUUGGAGGCACCACCUUCAUCGGCUUUGUCGGUACCUUUUUCUUGUUACCGGAGGGAAGGGACCGAACUGCAGCGGAAAUGGAUAUUCUGUUUGAGAGGAAGACGCCCACGAGGGAGUUCCACACCGCCACCGUGACCGUGACCGAAGACACAUUCCGGGGGGGAUCAGGCGAACAAGAAAUGCCUAUAAAAGCUUGA
Messenger RNA from Rhinocladiella mackenziei CBS 650.93, 1656 nucleotides. RefSeq lists its product as uncharacterized. Gene Ontology annotation, biological process: carbohydrate transport; transmembrane transport. Gene Ontology annotation, cellular component: membrane. The transcript has 2 exons. The coding region runs from base 1 to 1656 and encodes 551 amino acids. NCBI's taxonomy places the organism in Eukaryota, Fungi, Ascomycota, Eurotiomycetes, Chaetothyriales, Herpotrichiellaceae. Gene Ontology annotation, molecular function: carbohydrate:proton symporter activity. The record is from RefSeq and is a predicted model, not a curated record.